Molecule: messenger RNA, 543 nt
Organism: Talaromyces amestolkiae
Lineage: Eukaryota; Fungi; Ascomycota; Eurotiomycetes; Eurotiales; Trichocomaceae
Exons: 2
Coding region: 1-543 (180 amino acids)
Source: RefSeq, a predicted model, not a curated record
AUGGGCUCCUCAUUUGACAUGUUCAAGACGCUCAUACUCCCCGCCGCCAUCUCCCUAACCAUCUACCUCCUCCUCAGCUACAUCCUGCUCCCCUUCUUCCGGCGCUACCGCCAACGCUACGCAAACUACCUACCCAUAAGCGCCAUCUCCGCGCAGACGCUACCCAUCCGCGAACGCAUCGCCGAUAGUCUAAUGCACUUCUUUCUGCCAUCUGCGUCGUGGCGGCGACGACUAGUCGUUCCGCGGUUCAUGCGCCGGCGCUUGUCGACCGCUUCUCUGGCAGACGACGAUAAUGACUCUGACGACGAGUCGAUAGAUCACAAUAGACCUGACAAUCACGACUCGAUAAGCAUAUUCGACGAAGAGGGGGAGAACAUGGCGGAGAUGAACAUGUCAGCCUCGAGAAGAGAGGUGUUGGAAGCCAGGAGGAGCUUUGCGGCUGAUCAGGUUCGAUUAAGUCGGGAUUUGGAGGAGGGGUUUAUGGAUGAUAGUGACGAUGACGACGACAAUUUUUCGAAUUCUGGGCAGGGGAGGAGGCGGUGA